Molecule: messenger RNA, 669 nt
Organism: Bacillus rossius redtenbacheri
Lineage: Eukaryota; Metazoa; Arthropoda; Insecta; Phasmatodea; Bacillidae
Product: IQ domain-containing protein K-like
Exons: 1
Coding region: 1-669 (222 amino acids)
Molecular function (GO): protein binding
Source: RefSeq, a predicted model, not a curated record
AUGUGGUGGUCGCAGUUCGCACGUCGCGACACGCGUGGCCAGCUGGAGCGGGCGGAGGAGGGGUCCUCCUUGUGGGAGGAGAUCUGCGCGGAAGGCGAGGCGCUGAGGCGGCGGGUGUGGCCCGAGACGCGGGAGUACCCGGAGCUCCCCGACAACGAGGGCGACUCCGCCGUCGCGUACCUGGAGCGCGAGGUGUUCCCCUGGCUGCUGCCGGCGCUCGAGGCGUGCCUGUUCGGCGCGCGCGACUGGGGCUGCGUGGCGGACCCGCGGCGGUGCGUGUUCGACGGGCUGGACCGCGUCGCCGAGCACCUGUGGAACCGCAACCCGCGCUUCCCCGAGCGCCGCCUCGCCGGCUGGACGGACGUCUACGACAUCCCGUUCGCGCGGGAGUGGCUGGCGGACCACCCGCGGCCCUUCUUCCCCAGGUCGUGGCUGUGGUCGCCGGAGGAGGCGAGCGUGGUGCUGCAGGCCGCCUUCAGGGCUUACCUGGUGCGGCGCGACCCCGAGGUGCAGGAGAUGAGGCAGUUCUGGAGGGCCGUCAGGCAGGAACAAGCGGCCGAGGCGGCGGCCGAGGGCGCGUCGGACGAGACGCCUGGCGGAGUGGACGAGGCUGCAGCCGAAGACAGGCCGGAGAGACCAGCAGAGGCUGCAGCUGAAGACAAGCCUUAG